UCGUGGAGGAGAAUGAGGAGGUGACUCAACGAUUAAAGGUGGAGGCUAUAAAGGAAGAGCCAAUAGUCGUCGAGUCGGAUGAUGAGGAAUCGGGAGAAAUAAGUGAAUCGGUCGUAACCAUCUUGGAAAGGAUGGAGGAUUUGCUGGGUAAGGUGAGUAGGUACCAGCGAAGGUUGAAAGACCUCUGUAAUGAGACCCAGGAAUGGAAGGCCAACCUUCCCAGAGUCUUCCUUUACGAAUCCGGACCUGGAUCGACGUCAGGGCGGCAAGGGUAUCUUGGGGUUGCGACGGUGGGGUCGGGCCCUAGGUCGGGGAUGACCUAUAGACCCCCCACUUCGCAUGGAAGAGUGCCACAAGCGGCGCGGACCAGAGACCAGAGUAAGGCUGGUACUAGUCAAGUGCCCAGCCAGGCGCCUAGUCAGGCAACCCCUCGGAGGGAACCUCAGCCCGAGCGCAAAAAAGAAGUGGUGGAGGUUCCGGAAGAGGAAGAGGAGGAUGGCGAUGAGGAGGAUGAGAGGCUCCGGCAAGAGGAAUAUCGGCGAACGGAGUUAAGGGCCAGGAAGAGAGGGGUUCAGGAGGAAGCCGAGCCAAGCCAGCGCGACAGCGUACCUAAAAGAAAGAACUUGAAGGGACGAUUCUCGCGGAGGCUAGUACCCAACGUCCAUCUGAGUACAAUCCUGCCGAGAGAAGUAGAAUGGACGGAGGCAGGAACAAGGAUGGACUGGAAAUGUGUGGCGCGUGGGUUGGUGGACUUGGUGGUGAGGGACCAAAAGUGUGUUGCGAUGGUGGACACGGACGCCGAGAUGAAUAUCAUCCGGGAAAGGGAUGCAAUCAUGUUGGGGUUGGAGAUCGAUCGCUUGGACCACGGCAUACUACAUGAUGCCAAUUGCAAGGCGAUCUUUUGUGGCACGACAUCCAACGUGAUUGUGGAGAUCGGCAAGGUACGAGCGAGGGUUUGCUUCUUUGUCAUGCCAGACGUUGAUCACCCUAUUCUCAUGGGGAGAUCGUUCCUGUGUAGGACAGAGACCUUGAUUUUCAAUAGGCAUGACGGCGCAAUGAUUCUGCUGAUAAGUGAUCUGGCCUGUGGGAAUUACGAGGUCAUCACUUGCCGGAACACAGGGCCAGGGAGUGGAAGGAAUAGGCCUAACCUCGGCUCGUUCACUUAUGAAGAAUCUGAGAACGAGCGGCGAAGGCUUUGGGAGGCGCCUGAGGACGAAAGAGGGGCCGAAGAGUUGUCACUAAGCCUCACUGAUGUAAAUAAGGCCAUGGAGGUGGUGGCGACGCAUGAUAUGGCGGACCCGGAGGCGAUCAAGGCAUUGAGGGAGCAAGUUCUGGAAGGCCCUCAGACAGGAGAGGUGGAAUUGAUCUAUCGGCUUCCCGGUGGAAGGGGAGGCCCUGUGAUGGCUCAGGCACAAACAACAAGCCGACCUUUUUUAGGGGACGGCUUAAGCAGGGCUCCCAAAGGCGGUACAAGACGGUAGAUAAGAAGUAUCGCCCAGUUCCCGUGCUCGUUACUGAAGACAAGGAGGCCUAUUACGAGCGGGAACGAGGAUUGAUACGGCGCAUGCGGGACCAGGCAUCGAGUGGUCCAUGCCGUAUCAAUGAUGAAAAUGAAGGGCAGUUGAUAAU
Messenger RNA from Chara braunii, 1629 nucleotides. Lineage: Eukaryota; Viridiplantae; Streptophyta; Charophyceae; Charales; Characeae. The record is from the annotation of a GenBank genome assembly.